CCCCAGCAUCAAAUUGACAAACGGGCAUCAGCCGUCCACCAAGCCGUUAGCAACCGCGAUUGGAAAUCCCCAAGGACCAUAUUUUGGUAAACACACCGCGAAAUUCAUCGACUAGCAACUUUGAUAAUGACAGGAUCAUCUCCUCUGCGCCGGCAGAGCUACCACCGGACAAACGGAAGUCCACAACGAAACGUUCUUGAAGAAAUACUCGGCGACGACAGGAAUUCGGAAGCGCGUCAUAGAUACCUUCUGGAGACAGCGAAGAGAGAACACGAUAGGGUUCGGGAGGAAGCAGAGAGAGUGUACCGGGAGCAGCUGCAGAGGGAGGAGAGACAACGGCUGUUCGAUGCACGAAGGAAAGAGGAAGAGAGGAUCAAGCUGGAAGAGGCUCUCGCUGCGGAUCGCGCGCGGCUGAAUGAGCUCAAAGCAAAGAAGAUCGCGAUCCCCGCGCCUCUGCCCGACCCAGAACCACAUGUUGUGCCAACGGUCAAUGGAAAUGCUCCUGCUGCCUCGCUACCAACCAACAAUGCCUCGACUCAACCAAACGGGGCCACAUCGCAGAGACCGAUGACGGUUCCUGCCGUGCCGGUGCCAGGCGCUCAUGUACCCAAACCUCCCACUGCACCCAUACCAGCGCGGACUCAGAGCCAGACUCCAGUGGCGGUCGCGCACAAAACGCCGGAACCCGUGAAGCCAGCAAACUCAGUCCUCGGCAUCAACGGCCUUCUCAAUAACACGUCACAACCUAAUGGCGCCACCUCAGAUUCGGGCACAUCGCGCUCGGCUGCCCAGCCUUCGACCCAGUCGCGUCCCGACAGGCAUGCAGAGAUUCAUAAAAAUCUCAAGAUACUCCGGAAAUCCAUGGCUGACCAGGCCAAAACAAACGCAGCCUUGAAGGGAAGGAUGGGCGAUAUGCGGCGAGAGAUCCGCAAAUCGGUCGGGCAGCUCACUGUCACUUUGGGGGUCGCAGGAGUCAACAAGAUACAGCAACAAAACAUUCUCAGACUGCUGCGUGAGGCGCGAUCAAAUCAGAUGCAGUCGCAGUUGAUGGACCCCAGUAACUUCGUUCUGGAGCCAAGGAACCCCAUCGAGGGGGGCGCAAACAACGACGCCACUCUUCCAUCAAUAUUCCUCUACCUCAUCAACAUCUUUGCGAAAGCGGCAAUAGCCCAGUUCAUCAACGAGGCCGGCGCGCGGCCGGAGACAGCGGACCCAGUCGGUGUUUGCGUUGCCGCCACCCUCUCGGAGCCUGAUUUCCUGUGGCGCGGCACAUCGCUUAUCGACAUCAUGCUCGCCAAGUUCAGGAUAGUCUGUCCUGUCCUGUUCGGCUACCGAGGUAGCGAGAAGACGGAGCAGGGGAGGCAGAGGCUGGGCUGGUGGAAGGACAGCGGCCGGUGGGUACCAGAGCAACAACAUAUGGACCGCAUGACCGGUCUAGGGGCGGGUUUUGCUUCCAUCUCCCUGCGGAAUUUUGCCAUGUCCAAGAAGACGAACCCACUUCCCCCACGGGUAUAUUGGACGGCCAUGGCGCGAAUCAUCAACACACCACCCGCGGAGAUCUCCGACACGCAAUGCGUCGUGUUGAAGGCAAUGGUGGAGAGUUACGAGCAGAAGUUCAUCGAGUUCUACGGGACGGCCGCCAUCGCGGCUCUACGGACAGCGCUGCUCGACUUUCCCGCCCGAGCACCACAGAAGUCGGCGGCUGUAAAUUCACUCGAGGUUUUGGCGCAAAUGCUGAAGCGGGAUACGGGCUUGGUUCUUGGAUAAACGGAUUGGUGUACGGGGGAACGUACAUUGUUAGUAAUUCAUUUCUGGCUCGGGGGAGAGUCAACGUAGGGUUAUUUCAUCAUUGUAGGAUGGGACGGGGUGGCCGCAAUGACCGAAGAUAUGUCACGGUCUGGGGCGUUGCAUGUACACCAACCGUGGUUAUUGUAGAUACCCGACAUAUGAAGAAUACUAAAAAAGUGAAAAACU
Messenger RNA from Chaetomium fimeti, 1974 nucleotides. Its product is annotated as GLE1-like protein-domain-containing protein. The transcript has 2 exons. Gene Ontology annotation, biological process: poly(A)+ mRNA export from nucleus. The record is from RefSeq and is a predicted model, not a curated record. Gene Ontology annotation, molecular function: inositol hexakisphosphate binding; translation initiation factor binding; phospholipid binding. Lineage: Eukaryota; Fungi; Ascomycota; Sordariomycetes; Sordariales; Chaetomiaceae. The coding region runs from base 127 to 1767 and encodes 546 amino acids. Gene Ontology annotation, cellular component: cytoplasm; nuclear pore cytoplasmic filaments; nuclear pore.